Messenger RNA from Solea solea (common sole), 2217 nucleotides. It is a transcript of the gene retsat.2, whose product is annotated as retinol saturase, tandem duplicate 2. Gene Ontology annotation, molecular function: all-trans-retinol 13,14-reductase activity; GDP-dissociation inhibitor activity. Bases 87 to 1919 code for a protein of 610 amino acids. The record is from RefSeq and is a predicted model, not a curated record. NCBI's taxonomy places the organism in Eukaryota, Metazoa, Chordata, Actinopteri, Pleuronectiformes, Soleidae. Gene Ontology annotation, biological process: small GTPase-mediated signal transduction. The transcript is spliced from 11 exons.
AGAGACGACAGUCGUCUGUCGUGUUUAGUUAGUGUUUGACACAUCUGUCCCCGCACUCCCGCUGUCGUUGUCCUCGCUGCGACACAAUGUGGCUCAGCGUCGCGCUCGUCUUUGUCGUCGUGGUCAUAUUUAUAUUAAAGUAUGUCCUUAGCGGCUCUGGACCGAACCCAUUUGAAAAGGACACGCGUGAACCGCUGAAGAAGAUGGUCCUCGACAAGAAAGAGAAAAACAAAGUGCUCAAACAAGGAUUUGUGGCCAGUAAAGUCCCAGACAACCUGGAUGCCAUCAUCAUCGGCAGUGGGAUCGGCGGGCUCGGGCUCGGGGUGCUGCUGGCCAAAGUUGGAAAGAAAGUUCUGAUUCUGGAGCAGCACGAUCGGGCCGGGGGAUGUUGUCACACAUUCACUGAGAAGGGUUUUGAGUUUGAUGUUGGAAUCCACUACAUCGGUGACCUGCUGGAACACAAGCCGUUCCGCUGCAUGCUGGACCAGUUGACCAAUGGACAGCUGCAGUGGGAGCCUCUGGAAAACCCCUUUGACCAAGUCGUUCUGGGACCUCCAGAAAACCGCCGCUGCUACCCCAUCUACAGCGGCAGGAACCGCUUCCCAGACGAGCUGAAGAAGUGUUUCCCUGGAGAGGAGAAGGCCAUUGAUGAGUAUAUGAGGCUGGUUAAGAAAGCUGGCCGGGGCAUUUGGUUCCUUGCUUUGUUGAAGCAAUGUCCCGUCCCCAUAGCUAAGCUGCUGGUCUACACUGGCCUGGUCAAACAUCUCUCUUUCUUCUUUAAAAUGGCACCACGCAGCCUGACAGAAGUGGUCAAUGAACUGACGGAGAAUAAAGACCUCCGGGCUGUUUUCUCCUACAUCUUUGGCACCUACGGUAACAUGCCCAAAGAAGCCAGUUUCUCUAUGCACAGCCUGCUGGUCACUCAUUACCUGAACGGUGCCUGGUACCCUAAAGGAGGAGCCAGUGAAAUUGCCUACCACAUGAUCCCAAUCAUCGAGAAGGCUGGUGGUGCCGUGCUGGUUCGAGCUCCGGUGAACAGAAUCUUGUUCAAUGCUGCCAAGGAAGCCUGCGGUGUGAGUGUCAUGAAAGGUCAGGAGGAAAUCCACAUCCAUGCCCCUAUGGUCAUCUCCAAUGCUGGAAUAUUCAACACCUACCAGAAGCUGCUGCCGAAAGAGCUCCAGGCCAUGCCAGCCAUCCAGAAGCAGCUGGGUAUGAUGAAGAAUGGUGAAGGUGGCCUGAGUGUGUUUUUGGGUCUGAAUGGAACUAAGGAGGAGCUUGGCCUGAAAGCAGACAACUACUGGAUCUUUACUGAGAACAACUUUGAUGAACUGGUGGAGAAUUACCUAAAUGGAAAUAGGGAAGAGUCUGCUAAAAACGUACCCCUGCUGUUUGUUGCCUCUCCAUCAGCUAAAGAUCCAACCUGGGAGGAAAGAUCACCAGGUAAGUCCACCUUGAGCCUGGUCAGCUUUGCCAGCUACAAAUGGUUUGAGGAGUGGAAGGACGACAAAGUGACAAACAGAGGGGCCGACUACAAGGAGUUGAAACAGAUUUUCAUAAACUCUGUCCUGGAGGUGGUUAUGGGCGUGUUCCCUAAAAUAACCAGAGACAAGAUUGAAUAUGUUGAUUGCGGAACCCCCAUCACAAACACACACUACAUUGGAGCCCCCAAAGGUGAAAUCUACGGAGCGGAUCAUGGCAUCGCCCGCUUCAGCCCUGAACUCAGCGCUACAGUGAGACCUCAGACUCCACUGAAGAACCUCUACCUGACAGGCCAGGAUGUGUUUCUCUGUGGUUUUGCUGGUGGUCUCGCUGGAGCCCUCACCUGUGGCUCAGCUAUUCUCAACCGCAACCUCCAUCUGGACGCCAUCAGUCUGGCAAAGAAAAGAAAAUUCCAGAGCGACAAAUGUAAAAAUGAGUAGCUACUUGUCAACAUUCAUAGCUUACUAACCAACUUUAAGCAGUAAACAUUGAAAUGCCCUGGUACAGAGAGUACUAAAGGAAAGUGUAAUUAACCACUUUGACUUAUACUGUGUUAUGAAAUAUGCAUAAAUACACUCAUUUCUUAUUAUUUGCACGGUUAAGUUAUGAUUUGGGUGUUAAGGUAAAUGAGCUUUCAGACAACCUUUUUUAUUUCAUUUUAUCAGUUAUUGUUUGGUUUGCAAUUUGUAACAAGUUUAAAAGAAAAAUACUCAAAACAAUAAAUGCGAUGCCACGUUA